GUCAGACAUUUCGGCAGUAAGACCAACAUCAUAUCCAACAGCGCAUAUAUAAAUAUAAAUACAGUUAAUUGCGAAUUCAAUUUCAACGAAUCUUGGAGGGUAAACGAUUGAGGAAGACGAAGAUGAGGAUAUCUCUACAGGUAGUUCCUCCAUUACCCUCCCUAUCAAUCUCCGAUUUCAGCUUCCCCCAAUGCUUCACACCCAUCAAAAACCCUACUCUCGCAAUCCUCAAUUUCAACCCUCUAUCAAAAACCCUUCGAUUCAAUCCCACCCACUUCACACCCACCUUGAAAACCCCUAAUUUUCUUGGGUUUAAUCGCCUGUGCUCCAAAACCCGGUUUCGCAGAGUGAAUUGCAACUCGGCUGAUGAAACCAAGGCGGUUUUGGACAAAGAAAGUGGCGGCGGUGGUGGCGGUGGCGGAGACGGUGGAGGAGACGAUGACAAGGUGGCUGAGAAAAAUGGGUUUUUGCCAGAAUGGUUGGAUUUUACUUCGGAUGAUGCGAGAACUGUUUUUGCGGCGAUUGCAGUGUCGCUUGCGUUUAGGUCGUUUGUGGCUGAGCCUAGAUAUAUUCCUUCAUUGUCUAUGUAUCCAACAUUUGAUGUUGGGGAUCGACUUGUUGCAGAGAAGGUAACUUACUAUUUUAGAAAGCCAUGUCCGAAUGAUAUAGUGAUUUUCAAAAGCCCUCCAGUCCUGCAGGAAGUAGGAUAUACUGAUGAGGAUGUCUUCAUCAAAAGAGUUGUUGCAAAGGAAGGUGAUGUUGUGGAGGUUCGUGGAGGUAAGCUAAUUGUGAAUGGGGUUGUAAGAAACGAAAACUACAUCCUUGAAUCGCCUAAUUAUGACAUGUCACCAAUUCGUGUUCCAGAGAACUCAGUCUUUGUGAUGGGCGAUAAUCGUAAUAACAGCUAUGAUUCACACGUAUGGGGUCCCCUUCCUGCCAAGAAUAUCAUAGGAAGAUCUGUAUUUCGAUAUUGGCCCCUGACUAGGGUUGGUGGGACAGUUCUUCCAGAGGGCUGUGCUGUUGACAAGCCGGAGAGCACUUUAGCAUCCCAAUGAAACCUGCUUCUGAUUACAUCAGUAGGUUGGAGAUGCAUUAUCAGGCUGUUAAUGCCAUCUUUUUUGUUUUUUGGUUUUUUUUUUAUUGUCUUGUCUUUUUUUUUCCUCAAAAAAAUCUCACAAUGUUCGCCAUUCCUCCUGUAAAAUAUAUUAUUUAUCCGAGAUAGAGAGAAAGAGGACAUUUCUUUAGACGGCUCAAUUUCUUGAGGUUUCAUGUGGUGAUGUAAUUGUACAUUGACCCUUUAUUAUCUUGGAAUAUAAUGAGAAAAUUCUCUC
Messenger RNA from Camellia sinensis, 1331 nucleotides. RefSeq names its product plastidic type i signal peptidase 1 (gene PLSP1). The record is from RefSeq and is a predicted model, not a curated record. Gene Ontology annotation, molecular function: serine-type endopeptidase activity. Gene Ontology annotation, biological process: thylakoid membrane organization. Gene Ontology annotation, cellular component: chloroplast thylakoid membrane. Lineage: Eukaryota; Viridiplantae; Streptophyta; Magnoliopsida; Ericales; Theaceae.